CGGAGCAGGCGGCGGGGCCGGGGGCGGCCGGCCAGACCAUCCCCGUGGAGCCGCGCCUCGGAGCCGCCAGCAUCCCCGGGGAGCCGCGCACGGCCGGGGCAGCCCCGCGUCCCCCUGCCUUUCAGAUAACCUCCGCCGCUCGGGCCUGCGGAGCCGCACCGGGCACGGAGCGGGGGCUGAACCGGGACCCCUGCCCGGGGCCAGCGCAGCAAGCACGAAGCUGAGCUGGGGACAGAGGCACCAGGGACCAAGGGGACAAGGUGUGUGGUGUCCUGGCCGCAGCCAAGGUGAGCUGUCCUCUGGCACGGGAUAUGCCCUGAGCCCCUGCCCUGUGGGAGCUGCCGGUGACUGCAAGUGGGAGAGCCAGGAAGUCAGAGCAAAGGAAUUUGCAAACACAUUCUUCAGCGCCACGAGGAUCCCACUGCAUGUAAACAGGAACAGAGGCCGGCCUGGGGCGAAGUGAGAGCUGCCUCCAGUUCUGCAAGAUCCUCCCUGGACUCACCUGCCCUGGGCAGUGCCCAGUGCCACCAUCCGCAAAUUACCAUUCCCGACUGCAGCUGAUCUGCUGUGGGAAGUGGCAGCGAAGGCGAAGAGGAGGGCUGCUGAGUGACUGCCAAUGUCACGUUAACAUCCCAGCAAGGCUGCGGGGAGCCGGAGCUUUCAUCACCCACCCAAGAGCAUCUCGAGGCAGGCAGGAUGCCACUGUGAGCCCUGCCUUCUCCUGCCUGCCCCAGCCUUGCACCUGGCACCCUCGGGGCUGGCUGCAGAAGAAGGGCGCAGGGUCCGCUGGCACUGGCCCAUCUCCCCAGGAUGCUCUCCCGCGCCAGCUGCUGCUCCCUGUGCUCCUGCUCCGUGGCCAGAGCGAGAUUGAAAGCUCAGCAGGCUGCCAGCAUGUUUUAGCCUCAUGCAGGCGUCCUUCGGAGACCCCAGAACAGUGGACAGUAAUGUGAAAACGAUACUCAUGUCGUGUCUGAAAGGGCAACAGGUCAUCAUUAAAAUGGAGGCGAUGAAAAUCAUCCACCCGGAGAAGUUCUCGGAGCUGCAGGGGUCACAGCCGCGCUACGCGCCCGCCCCGCGCCGCGAGCCGCCCCUCGUGGCCAAGCGUGCGUGGCCCUCCGAGUCCGAGAUCAUCGUCAACCAGGCGUGUGGGGACAUCCCCGCCUUGGAUGCCACCCCUGGGCCCCUGCCGCUGCCCCGGACUCCUCCCCUGCCGCGGCGCGAGCGUGGCUACCAGGGCCAGCGCAAGGGCAGCUCCGAGGUCUGCUACCACCGGCAGCCGCCGUCGGACGAGGUGAUCGUCAACCAGUAUGUGCUGCACCCCUCGACGCCCUGUGAGCCCUUAGAGUGCCCCACCUGCGGCCACAUGUACAACUUCACCAACAAGCGGCCCCGCAUCCUCUCCUGCCUUCACUCGGUGUGCGAGGAGUGCCUGCAGAUCCUCUACGAGUCCUGCCCCAAGUACAAGUUCAUCUCCUGCCCCACCUGCAAGCGGGAGACCGUCCUCUUCACUGACUACGGGCUGGCAGCGCUGGCCGUCAACACCAGUAUCCUGAACAGACUGCCGGCCGAGGCCCUGGCUGCCAACCCCGUCCAGUGGAGCAGCGACACCGACCGCAGCUGCUACCAGACCUUCCGCCAGUACUGCGGGGCCGCCUGCACCUGCCACAUCCGGAACCCGCUGUCCUCCUGCACCAUCAUGUGAGCCCUGCGCCCCGUCCGCCCCUCCGCAGCGGGGGCAUGGCAGGCCGGACAGCGUGGCCAGCGCCAUGGCCAGUCCUCUGUCCCCUCCCUGCCAGUGGCACCACCAGGGAAUGCUCUAAUACUCACCACGGCCGAGGAUGUGGGACCGGUGUCCUCGCCGGCACUCGUGGGAGGCAGUGGGGGUGCUGGGACCUGCAGCAGCCCCCUACUCACCAGCGGUGCACGGGGAGAGGGACACUGGCAUGGGGAGCACAUCUACCAGAGCAUCCGGGGUCUGCGGCUGCUGCCCUGGCCCUGCGGCGGGCGCUCCUGUGGUGCAUCGAGCAUUGCACCAUGCUCCUUCCCCGUGCGCCUCUCCCUCCUCUCUCCCCAGCUCUCCCAGGAGCAGAUGCUGGGCUCUGGCCGGAGUGACGCCCUCCCCAUCGCCCCACGGCCGGCAGCAGCAGCACAAGGAGCCCUGGAAAUGCAUGGUGCCACACUGGGCCACUCACCCAGCACAGGAAGUGAGGACAAGUCCCCAGCUGCCCCCUCCACCCCUCUCUGUAAGUUAUUUGCCAAAGCUUUCAUCUCAGUGGCCACGCUGCCAUGCGCCCGAGUCUCAGUAGCCACACCAAGCUGCCACACCGGCCCCUCAGAUGCCAGCAGACAUGAGGCCCAUGUCCUCCGCAGGCCCUUGAGGAAAGCUCCACUUUGUCCUCGUUUUGGAGGAUUCUUGUUUUUCCCCAUCCAUCCCUAGCCACCCCAUCCCAGGCCACUACGUGUUCACAAAGGCAUUGAGCUGUGCCCAUUCUCUGCCCCUCUGCCCGGGACCCACACCGAUGCCCUAUGGGAUGGCUCAGGAGGGUGGCACGGGGUCCAGUACCCCAAAUUGCUGACUCCAGCAAGGGGAUUUGACUGGGUAGGGGGACCGAGAUCUGGCUCCUGCCCACAGUCCCUUCCCCAGAGCAGCACCUCUGCCCUGACCCCUGUGCAGAGGGGCUGGCAGGGCAGCAGACCCCUGUGCACAGUCUUGCUUUCUCCAGAGCACCUGGAGGGGUAAGUUUGCUGCCAAAAAACAAAAAAAAAACAAACCAAAAAAAAAAAAAACUAAAUAAAGAAAAAGCCAUAGUUUUGGGUGCUCCCAUGGGGCUGAGCACCACAACCGAGCAUGGCCACGGCACCAGGGGCACAUGCUGCCCAGUCCCAGGGUGCUGGGGCUGGGUGAGCCUGAGGGGUCCCAGAACCUACAUCCUGGAGGAUACAGCAGCCCCUGGCACUGGCCAAAGCCCAGCAUCCAUCCAGGGAGAGGGGCCAGUCCAUGCCCUGUGCUGUCCCGAGGGAGUGGGCGAUGCCACUGGCGCAGCCCCAGGACCGUUCUCGCUCCGUCAGGGAACGGCGCCGGUACCGUGUCUGUGUUGCUCUGCCAAUGCCUCCUGCUGCUGGUUGUGACCAUGAUCAUGUUUUAUACCCGGCCUUGUUCUGACCCCAUCAGUCUCCCCAAUAAAGAUUAUAUUGGAACGAA
Messenger RNA from Haemorhous mexicanus (house finch), 3202 nucleotides. It is a transcript of the gene RNF208, whose product is annotated as ring finger protein 208. Gene Ontology annotation, biological process: protein ubiquitination. Bases 905 to 1702 code for a protein of 265 amino acids. The record is from RefSeq and is a predicted model, not a curated record. Lineage: Eukaryota; Metazoa; Chordata; Aves; Passeriformes; Fringillidae. The transcript has 2 exons. Gene Ontology annotation, molecular function: ubiquitin protein ligase activity.